AUGUCUGCCGAAGACGCCACUGGGCUUGAGGCAGCUCGCAAGCAGAAGAUCCACAACUUGAAGCUGAAGACCGCGUGCCUGGAGAAUGAGGAGCUGGUGCAGGAGCUGCACGUGUCCGACUGGUCGGAGACGCAGCGGCAGAAACUGCGCGGCGCGCACCUCAAGGCAGAGGAGCUGGUCGCUGCUGUUGACGUCGGGACGAAGUGGAACCUGACGGAGGCGUACGACUUGGCGAAGCUGAUGCGUGUGUGUGGUCUGGAGAUGAGCCAGCGCGAACUGUACCGUCCGGAGGACAAGGCGCAGUUCAUGGACAUCAUCGGCGUCAAGAAGGUGCUGCAGGACCUGAAGCAGAACCGCAACAAGACCCGUGUGGUGAGCUUCACUCAGAUGAUCGACAACGCCAUUGCGAAGAUGGAGAAGGUGGAGGAGGAGCUGCGCCGGUCGCAGCUGGACGCGACGCAGCUGGCGCAGGUCCCGACCCGCACGCUGAAGCAGAUCGAGGACAUCAUGAACGUGACGCAGAUCCAAAACGCGCUCGCGUCCACAGACGACCAGAUCAAGACACAGCUGGCACAGCUGGAGAAGACGAACGAGAUCCAGAACGUUGCGAUGCACGACGGCGAGAUGCAGGUGGCCGAAGAGCAAAUGUGGACGAAGGUGCAGCUGCAGGAGCGACUGAUUGACUUGAUCCAGGACAAGUUCCGGCUGAUCACCAAGUGCGAUGAAGAGAAUCAGGCGUUCAAGAAGAUCUACGAGGUGCAGAAGCAGGCCAACCAAGAGACAAGCCAAAUGAAGGACGCAAAGCGUCGCCUGAAGCAGCGGUGUGAGACAGACCUGAAGCACAUCCAUGACGCAAUCCAGAAGGCAGACCUCGAGGAUGCCGAGGCGACGAAGCGCCACGCGUCAAACAAGGAGAAGAGCGACCACUUCAUCCGUGAGAAUGAGGAGAAGCAGGAGGAAGCGUGGAACAAGAUCCAGGACCUGGAGCGACAGUUACAAAAGUUCGGAACGGAGCGCUUCGAAGAGGUGAAGCGCCGCAUUGAGGAGAUUGACCGCGAGGAGAAACGGCGUGUGGAGUACUCGCAGUUCCUCGAGGUCGCUUCGCAGCACAAGAAGCUUCUGGAGCUGACGGUGUACAACUGCGACCUGGCGAUCCGCUGCACUGGGCUGGUGGAGGAGAUGGUGUCAGAGGGCUGCGCCGCCGUGAAGGCGCGCCACGACAAGACAAGCCAGGACCUGGCUGCGCUGCGGCUGGAGGUGCACAAGGAGCACCUGGAGUACUUCCGCAUGCUGUACCUCACGCUGGGCUCAUUGAUAUACAAGAAGGAGAAGCGACUAGAGGAGAUCGACCGCAACAUCCGCACAACACACAUCCAGCUGGAGUUCUGCGUGGAGACGUUCGAUCCGAACGCGAAGAAGCAUGCAGACAUGAAGAAGGAGCUAUACAAGCUGCGACAGGGUGUGGAGGAGGAGCUGGCCAUGCUGAAGGAAAAGCAGGCAAAGGCACUGGAGGAGUUCAAGGAGUCGGAGGAGGCGCUGGAUGCUGCCGGUAUCGAGUUCAACCACCCGGUGGACGAGAACAACGAGGAAGUGCUAACGCGGCGCAGCAAGAUGGUGGAGUACCGCUCUCACCUGACGAAGCAGGAGGAGGUGAAGAUCGCUGCAGAGAGGGAGGAAAUCAAGCGGGCGCGGCUGCUGCGCACCGGCGGCGACGGCAGCGAACAGCCCCGCAUCAGCCACAACACUGCCCCCGCUCGCCUGGAGUGA
Molecule: messenger RNA, 1767 nt
Organism: Trypanosoma grayi
Lineage: Eukaryota; Euglenozoa; Kinetoplastea; Trypanosomatida; Trypanosomatidae
Product: putative paraflagellar rod protein 3
Exons: 1
Coding region: 1-1767 (588 amino acids)
Cellular component (GO): motile cilium
Molecular function (GO): calmodulin binding
Source: RefSeq, a predicted model, not a curated record